This is a messenger RNA of Fusarium tjaetaba, 3117 nucleotides long. RefSeq lists its product as uncharacterized. The record is from RefSeq and is a predicted model, not a curated record. NCBI's taxonomy places the organism in Eukaryota, Fungi, Ascomycota, Sordariomycetes, Hypocreales, Nectriaceae. The coding region runs from base 1 to 3117 and encodes 1038 amino acids. The transcript has a single exon.
AUGUCCAAUCCUAAACAAAUCGCGACAGCAUCGUCCAGCAGUUCAACUGCCUACGACAAUGCCGACGCAAAGGCUCGUCUCUAUGCCUAUGAGAUCCCGCCCAUGCCUCCGGGCGAAUACGAAAUCAUCACAACUCAAGAAGUCAAAUCUGGCAACGACACUGAGAAAUUAGUGUCAACGCAACCCGUCACAGUCAAGGCGUGUCAACCAUAUGCAAUACCACCAGAGCUCGUUCACUCAUUCUAUCCGCCAAAUCUGCGCACCGUGAGCGCAACUACACUUCCUCAUGUCGUUCUCAAAGGCGCGACACCUUGGGAGCGCUCACAAACACACAAGCCGGGCACUGCGCCGACUCCAUGGGUUGCGCUGCUUCUUUUUACAGACGAGGAUCUGUGUGUGCCUCCAGAAGUGACCAGCGCUGCUAAACCCUCUGGUACUCGAUCAUUCACACUUCCUUUGAGCCUUUUCAACAGUAAUCGCUCAAAGUGGUGUCAUAAGAAUGACUAUUCUGACGCUGAUGUCCCGGUCAAGAGUGAUGGAUCACCAGCUACUGCAGAUUUCCUGUUUGUCAAGAGCAGUGCGUUCAAGAUGUAUUUUGAGCGUCAAGACUCAACGGGCAAGACGGGGGAACAAGCUGGGGUAGACCUGGACCGCUAUAAACUACUCACGUACAUCACGGACAGUGGUGUCAAAGACGAGAGCGGUCAUGUAACGAACAAACUCAGCACGCUCAUCGGUCAUCGGGCGAGGCCCUAUACUUUAGGCGACCAGCCUGUCCAAGUGUACGCCCACAUCAUCUCGAUUGAGACCUUAGAUGGCCGUAUCGAUUGGAAGGCUGCGAGCCAGGCUUCAGCAACAAUCGCACUUGUCUCUCUGUUUUCCUGGACUUUUACCUGGGAAAAGAACAAUGCCUCUCAAGAUCUUGAGAUAUUUAAGCAUCUCGCAGAUCAGAAGAACAUAAGACCUCUGGCGAUCAAACUUCCUCUCACAGAUCCCAAUAAGCCAGAUGACCCAUCGACUGCAUGGGUUCGCCGAAGGGUCUCGGAGGGAUACACCAUUGUGCGCCAUCGGGACAUCGCUGGUGAAUCGUCCAUGGCGCUGUUUCGAGGACCGCUCAUCCCUGGUUUAUCGCGCAAAGCGCGCAUCAAGCCAAGUGUCCACGGAACCGAUCUACAGAUCAUCGACACAUCAGCGAGAAUUCUCGAUAUAUCGUACAACACGGCCUGGGAGCUAGGUCGAACACUGGCAGGUCGCGAUGCCAAGUUCUCAACGGCCAUUGCCUACCUCCGCCGAAAGCUGUGCAUGAAGGCUGUGACCAAGUCCAAGAUCUCAGAGAACGAGGAUGAGAAUGAGCAGUCAAAGCUCAUGCACAAGGCGGACGCCGUUGUGGAUAGUGCUUUAUCGAAACUCGAUGGGCUGUUCAGCGGCUCUGUGGCCGCAAAGAUGAAGGGUCUGCCGAGAGACGGGGAUUUGAGAUGGCAAGUCCCUACUCCUGCUGCGACAUCCAUGGCCGCAGCGCCUGGCGUGAUGACGUUUGAGAAAUUGCGCAGACAUCUUGAAAGUGCAGCAAAGCCCUAUAUUGAGGAGAAAACACGGGAACUUUGCCAGGCUACACCCGUCGUCUCUUCAAUUCCUCAGUUGGGACUCGUGUUCAAUUGGCUCAUUGACAAUCUCAUGUCUUUGAGACUAGUCCCAGCGACGUACCUUUUCCCAGACCCAGCUGUUCUUGCGAAAGAGAGCAUCAACUGCUUUCUCGUGGAUGAUACUUGGAUCGAUGCCCUUGUUGACGGCGCAAUGAGUCUAGCCAACACUAUGGGAGGAGGGAGUGAUCCUGUCCGCGAUCUUAUUCGCUAUGCCUUCAACCUGUAUCUUAAGGAUGCACCAGCUGAUCGUGUGCAAAUCGGUGGCUCAGGCUUCAUCGUCCGAAGUGGCAUCGUGGAAUCAUUCCCCGACCUCGAGAUGACCAUCACUACCAAACGUCCAGGGUCGAAAGAAGACACUCCACUAAGCUGCGCAUAUCGAACGCGCAACGAGGACAUGAUUCUCUGCCUCGUUGCAAGAGGCCAAGAACAGAAAUUGGUAGACUAUACCGUCAAGCUUAAACUACCACCACAUCAACAGCGAUACAGUUUGGGAGACGUCUACAAAGACUCGAUGGAGUUCACCUGCGAGUUGAAGCCAUUCUUGACGAUGACGGAUAAAUUCAGAGACGCUUGGCCAAAGGCUGAAGUGGAAAAGAAGAUCACUUGGAGUAGGACUGGUGUCAUCAGUCCUUCUGGUUUCCCCAUCAAGCCAAUCUGGAACCACGACACUGGUGUUCUGGCGCCUCAUCUCGUGGUCAAUAUGAUGGACCACUUUAUUGAUCAGAACAAAGACCGUGUCUGGGACAGGCCAGCGCCAGACUCGAAAGUGGUAUACAUCGCGACGCAGUUGCUGGAGCGCGAUCACAGCGUUACACUCGACUUCAAGGUGACCGCUGACAAAGAGAGCAAGCCCCGAGUCAUCUUCCCUGAGCAGCCGGAGCCCGAAGAAGAUGAUCGCGAAUUGGCAAUCAAGCAUCUUCCUGGGAAUACAGAAGCCAUCAAGUCGUGGUUCACAAAGCUGGCAUUUUCUCAAGACUCGCCGGGCCGCAGCAUACCACCGCAGUCCAACACGCCUCAAAACCUCGUCUUCUCCAUCAAAGCCAGCACCAAGCCCGAGAAUCUCCCAGCAGGCACAGAGGUAUUUGCCAUAGAAGUCACCAUCCCCAUUGGCGAAGAUCCAUCCCAUCUUCUCGACCAUCUAGCACCGCUGCCUUCUGUGCGCGCCAUCGGACCGAGACAGCAGUGGAUUGCGGCUACGACACAUAGAGCUGCUACGAAAGAGAAGGCUGCUGAGAUGGUGGUUCACCUGAAGCCUCGUGGGACGGCUGGAGGGGGCGCUACGUUUGCGGAGGGGUUGGAUGCGAGUUUCAUGCUGAUGAGGGCUACGGUUAAUGGUGUUGUGGGUAAUGACGUUGAGAUCAAGACUAAGGAGGUCUAUGGGAGGUGGGAGAAGGGUAAGAAUGCUGAGGGUAAGGAAGUUUCGGUGGUGAAGACAAUUGAGGUUAUGGAUAAAUGGACGCUGCGUAAGGAAUAA